This is a messenger RNA of Leishmania mexicana MHOM/GT/2001/U1103, 1392 nucleotides long. RefSeq lists its product as hypothetical. Lineage: Eukaryota; Euglenozoa; Kinetoplastea; Trypanosomatida; Trypanosomatidae. Bases 1 to 1392 code for a protein of 463 amino acids. The record is from RefSeq and is a predicted model, not a curated record. The transcript has a single exon.
AUGGACGUGGCGUCGAAGCCCUCUGCUGUGGCGUCCUCCACAGUCCCGCAAGGCCGCCCAAAGCCACGUGCGCUUGCAUUACAGCGCAGCGGUGGCGGCAUACUAGGCAACCGCCCCACACACCGUAGCGAAUCUCGCGUUUUCGGGACGGCUGCCAUACAUAGGGCCCUGUCACGGCAACCCGCCCAGCCGGAGCGCAAUGGACAGCGACACACGUCGUCCGACACAUCUCUGAGCAUCGCGGCAAAUGAUGCCGCCGCUGCGUGCUCAGCGCCAGCACUACCGGGCGCCGGCUGCCCGUCGUCAUCGGCGCAGCAGGAGGAGCAGCCGCAGAAUGGAGCUAGCAUUGAUCUUCCGUAUGUUCUGCAUGACAUGGACGAGCUCUUCUUCACCGACAUGCAGAACUGGAGAACUGAGGAAGAGCUCCCGGGCUUGGUCUGGUCGUUGCUCGAGGGCGUGUCGCUGGAGGCACCCUACACCAGCCAUCUGUGGGCGCAAGCCUACGUAAGCCCUGCUGACCUCUUGCCAGCGCCGAAGGCGAAAGCAUCUGCGCUGCCCGAUAUGUUUGUGCACCUCGAGAGCCAGCAGCGCACCAAUGGCUUCUACGCGUGCGUGCGGUGCGGAACACCGAUCUGCGAGCCAUCUCACCAAGUGAUGCCGGCAUCUUUCUCUCUUCGCGGCAUAGCAGUGUUCGAUGCCCUGCACAUGAACGGCGUGGAGCUCCGCGUGUGCACGCCAACCGUGAAAAGCGGAGCGCCGACGCAGUCGCGUGGGCGGCGCUCUUCGUCACCGAGCUUCCCAGCCGCCAAAUCGAACGGCAGAGUGGAGGCCGCUCCGGAGCUCGAUGUGGCCGCGGGCGGGUUGCGCUUCCUCGUGCAUUGCCGCCACUGCAAUGGGUGCCUGGGUGUGAUGCGGCUUGGUGAGGCGACGCGUGCCCCCUCUGCAGACGCGUCCAGGCCCAGAGUCGUGGCAACAACACCCGCCGCCGCACCUGCCACGGCGCUCUUCUGUGCGAACAGCGUGUGCCUCGAGUACAUGCCCUACCGCACGCGUGCCCGGCUUGAUCAGUCGAUAAUGAAUAGCACGGGUGGCGAUUCAGAAGCAGGCAGUAGCGGCCGCGGGGGUGGCGCGGCAAGCAUGUUUGGCCGCGCCUCUGCGGCGGAGCACGCCCAGUCCGGGGUUACACUGCGGUCUCUACUUGGUCCGCAGCACGGGGCGGCGGCGUGGGGCUUCGAGGGAGCCAUCGAUGUCGACUAUCGGGAGAAGCAGGGGGUCAUCAGCAACGCUGGCGGCGCCGCCGGCCUCGACGCGUCGUUCGACGCCUUGCUGGAGGGUCUCAACCUGUGCGGUGAUCUAACACCGAUGUCCAGCAGUGUUUGCUCAGACGGCUAA